ACACAUACCAAGUCUUAAGUUACUGAAGGCCCUAAUAUAAUCAAGUUUGUAACCUGACUUUUGGGUUGAUUUACCUUCUUGUCUUUUUUCCUUCUAAGAAUGUAAAACAAAAGGUUUUUAACAUUAAGCUAAGUCAAUUUAAAAGUGGGUCACUUCUUGGUUUCCUCCCCUUUUUUUGUAAAAUUUUAUGUGUUAAUAAAAGCAUACAGUGUAUGACAUUCUAAAAAUUUAGUUACAUAUAUUGCGUAUGUAUAUAUACUUAAAAUUAUGCCAGGGGUUCAUAUAACUUAAUUUAUGGAAACGUUACUGAGAGAAAGCGUUUAAGCCAAAAAAGAAAUGUUUUUUUGCAUAAAAUGAAAUUUAACAUUGUGAUUGACUUUACUAAGUUUCAAGUUUUACUAAGUUAACACAAAAAUUAGAUUUGAACUUUUUGUGUUUAUUUUGCAAAAGUUUUUACAAAUUAAGUAUGAUCCAUCAUUGAGUAUGGUAACUAUUGAAACCAAUGUCAGUAAAUCCUGAAAUGUAAAAUCUGACACUUUAAUGUUCCUCAAAAUGAGUAUAUUAUGAAAAGAUUUUAUUAUAUGAUAAUUUUUAACUGGCCAUGAUGAUACUUAAGAUAUCACACAGUCUUGAUUUUAAACCACGAAGGAAAAAAAUUAAAAAUUAUGUGAGGACAUUAAAGAGAUAUAUCGGUGAGGAUAGGUCCGGUUGUAAGGGGAUGGAGGAGACCGGCAAUUAAUACCUUAUAAAAAGGAAUUGAAUUUGCACUAAAUAUGUGAAAGUUAAUGUAUUUUGUAAUUUGAAUGAUACUGUACAGUUUCAGUUCCUUUGUUGCUCUCUUUUGUCUUUUUCCUGUUUUCAGGUACUAUAAUAAACUUUCAAGGAAUUUGUAGAAGACGUUAGCAAGUUUUUUCAAAUUCUACUGGAAGAUAUAACAUGGCAGUUAUUUUAAGUGAAAAACAAUCAGAUAAGUACCUCUUAUUAAUUAAUUUUAUAUUUAAAUGUGUACUAUACAUAAAGGCGAGACCAUUUUCAUUGUGUAAUGUAAUUUUUAAGUUAUUUUAACAAUUUUGAAACCACACCCUUUUUAAAUUUCCUUCUGUAUAAAAUUUGACAUGAUUAUGUCAUUGUACCACCAGUAAAAUCUUUGCUAAUUUUUCACAUCAGUAUUUUUCAUGACUACUCUGUCACAGUUAGUUUGGACAGCCAAAUGAUCAUGUCAUUUGAUUUUUUGACUGCUUAAUUCAUAAUGCAGUUACUUUAGUACGAAAAUUAACAUUCUAGUUGUAAAUCAUUUAGGAAAUUUCUUUACAUUAACAAUGGCAAUUGAUCACAUAUGAGAAAAAAGUAGAGGAUGAGACAUACUAGAGGAUUUAUUUGCAAAUAUAGAGAAAAAAAUGGCGGCACAAAUUAACUUAGAACUUGUUUCACUUUAUGCUAAAUUCGUGGAGCACAGGAUACAACAUCCUGGCUCCAUGAAUUAUCGGUCGUUUGGCCGAUGGCUAAAGCAGGGUGGGGUCGAGUGGACCAAUGAAGAAGACCCCACCGAAACAGCUCCCAACAUGGAAUUGAUGCAAGUAUGGACAAAAUUUUUACAGUACAGACUUAGACAUAGCGGGUCAAUGGACCUAGAAGUGUUUGGACGUUGGGUGCAUAAUGGCGGGGUUGAGUUUUGUGGUGGGCGACGGGAUCGUGGUAGAAGUAGCAGUCGUGGUUGGAGACGCGGUCGUGGUGGGAGACGCGGUCGUGGUGGGCCGUAUAAGCCACAAUAUUAAAAUGUAUUUUUAUUACUAACCCUUUGUAAAACGAGGUGCACUUUUUUUUAAUAAAAUAUCCUAAAUUUAAAAUGGGCCUAAAUAUUGCCAAAAUUCAAACAAUUGCUAAACUAUUUUUCAGGCUGAAUUUAAAAUAAAUACUUUGAAAAAAACAACAUUUUUUCCAUUGAAAAAAAUAAAUACUUUGAAAAAAACAACAUUUUUUCCAUUGAAAUUAACUAGAUAAACAAAUAUUUUGUCUACCUUGUUUUACGAAGGGUUAGAUGUUAUUAAAUUUGUUAAUUAUCUUAACUCUA
This is a messenger RNA of Hydractinia symbiolongicarpus, 2071 nucleotides long. RefSeq lists its product as uncharacterized. The transcript has 4 exons. The record is from RefSeq and is a predicted model, not a curated record. NCBI's taxonomy places the organism in Eukaryota, Metazoa, Cnidaria, Hydrozoa, Anthoathecata, Hydractiniidae. Bases 1398 to 1775 code for a protein of 125 amino acids.